UAGUCAUGAUUUUAAUACAUGCGUUUGAAAUGUUAUGAGUACGAUGGACUGCAAUGACUCGCUAAAAACGCCAGAGGGCGCUAAAAGGCAGACGGUGCUAAAUGCUCCCUCCAUUGGAAUGUAUUUGAAUGUGAUUUAUUUUUCAGUCAUCAUUAUUAUUAUUAUUAUUUGUAUUUUGAAAAAGAAAGCUAUAGCACUCGCGACCUUGUUCUAAAUCAAUUCAAAUAAACGUAUUUAAUGUAGUAUUUUCCUAUAAUGACUAUUAGAAAAAAAAAUUAUGUCAUCAACACUAUUGCAUUUAAUCUACAAAUAAUUUCAGAUACGCCCAAAAAAAAAGAAUAGAAAAUAAAAAAGACAACAUGAACAAAUAGGGAUGAAGUUUGGGCGCCCGCCUACCGAUCCUGGAGAGACACGCCCUCAACACCGGAGACGAGCCGGAUAGUGUGACGCGCUGCUUAGCAUCAGUCGUCGUUGCUCGCCGGCACCAGGGAGGAAGCGGGACACCUCGAGAGUGCCAAACCGGGACACGAGGCGAGGAGGCGCUCUCUCUCUUUCUCCCUCCCUCGCACUCACCGCCUGCCUGGCGAGCGGAGCCUCCACCUUGGAGGGGGGAACGUCCACCUGACGGAAGUUGAGCGGCCACGUCUUCGAUGGACGCCUUGAAAAACGCCGGGAGGGCGAUUAUCAAGAGCCCCGGCGUCCCGCGGCAUACGUGGGGAACUUCCAAGCACCAAAAGCUCCCGGAGAACUGGACGGACACCAAAGAGACUUUGCUGGAGGGCAUGGCAUUCAACGUGAAGUACCUGGGAAUGACCCUGGUGGGCCAGCCCAAAGGGGAGGACAUGGCCGCCGCCGCCAUCCGCAGGAUUGUCACCACCGCCAGAGCCGGCGCGAAGAAGUUCCGCAAAGUAACGUUGACGGUCUCCCCGAAAGGCAUCGUCAUUACGGACACGGACACGGCCGACCUGGUUGAAAACGUCUCCAUCUACAGAAUCUCCUACUGCACAGCAGAUAAAAGCCAAGACAAGGUGUUUGCAUACGUGUCUCAGAGUGCCUUCAACGAGACGCUGGAGUGUCACGCCUUCCUCUGCCAAAAGAAGAAGAUUGCUCAAGCCGUGACGCUGACGGUCGCGCAGGCCUUCAAAGUAGCUCUGGAUCUUUGGGAGAUUGCGCAACAAGAUAAAAGCAGAAAGGCAAGAAACGCAAGUUGUACCUGCGCAGCAACAGACGCUCACCGUCUUCCUGCAGGCGGCCCGGAUGCGUGCGCGUCCGCCGGCGUGGACGAGAAGCCGCGUCGGCCGUUCCUGUCCACGUCCGUCGGCUCGCCGUCGCCUCGCGUCAACCCUGCUCGGGGGCGACCCAUCAGACACGACUCGUGGGACGCGGACGACGGCGUGGAGGACCAUCUGUCAAGCAGCAGCAUGGACGUCGAGGACGCGUGUCGUGAACGGUCAAGCCCGGCUCCUGAUCCGUCUAUGACGAUGCAGCUUUGAGUCGCCAAGUCGGACUCUCGCACUGCACGGGGCCAAGAAUCCAGAAAGGAACCAGAUGUGGAGAAGAAUGCUCCGUUAGCCUUACGAGCUCGGGCUUUUCCGAUUUCACACACGGGACUGGCGGAGCGAAGUCAAGCCGGAUCUUCAUUCGGACGGACGCCAAGUCUAAUUUGUGGGAGGGAAGCAGGAGCGGCCUUAAAUGGUCCACCUCGGACAUGAUGAGCCAUUGAGGAGCGGCAGAUGCCAACCAAGGCAUGCGAAGCCCUAAGAGUGAAUGCAGGACUUUUCAGACUAGUCCAUUGCGUGUUGUGUUCUGCAUUGGAGACUUCACCGACACGCUCCGAGUGAAAUCAGAAAACAACCUCUGACGAGUGGAAAUGACUUUUUUCUUUUCUUUUUAAAUCAUUUGUGCUGCAAAUCUUGAACCGAUCUUUAAAUGACGACAUCUCGGUCAUGUUGAUUUUGACGUGGUGUGUAUGAUUUUUUUUUCAUGUUAAUUAAUUCCUCUACCGAUUACUCAAGGAAGAAUUCACCUUUUUCCUUCCCUUAUUUAUAGACAUAUUAAAUAAAUAGAAAUCUUG
Molecule: messenger RNA, 2074 nt
Organism: Hippocampus zosterae (dwarf seahorse)
Lineage: Eukaryota; Metazoa; Chordata; Actinopteri; Syngnathiformes; Syngnathidae
Product: low density lipoprotein receptor adapter protein 1
Exons: 10
Coding region: 651-1493 (280 amino acids)
Source: RefSeq, a predicted model, not a curated record